Hirundo rustica (Barn swallow) is the source of this 5279-nucleotide messenger RNA. RefSeq names its product leiomodin 1 (gene LMOD1). Gene Ontology annotation, cellular component: striated muscle thin filament; myofibril. The transcript has 3 exons. The coding region runs from base 2586 to 4460 and encodes 624 amino acids. Gene Ontology annotation, molecular function: actin binding; tropomyosin binding. The record is from RefSeq and is a predicted model, not a curated record. Gene Ontology annotation, biological process: pointed-end actin filament capping; myofibril assembly; muscle contraction. Lineage: Eukaryota; Metazoa; Chordata; Aves; Passeriformes; Hirundinidae.
GAAGAAGCAGACACAAAGAUGUGAUUCCUCGCUACCUUUGUGUUGUGCGCUUUCCAGUUGGGAAAUGAACUUCCAGUUUGUUGCUCACCUCUUAUAGGCACUUGAUGACUGAGCACAACAAUACCGUAGAAAUACUGCAGAGUUGGACAUUUAUAGGGAUAGCAUUAUGGACUUGUAUAGGUUGGUAAAGCCUUCUGAGAUCAUCAAGUCCAACUACUGUCCCGGAACUACAACUAACCCAGUAAAUUCCUCCAGGGAUGGGGACUCCACCACUGCCCUGGGCACCUGUGCCAGGACUGAGCAAUCCUUUCAGGGAAGAAAUUUUCCCAAUAUCCAACCUAAACCUCUGCUGGUGCAACUUGAGGCCAUUUCCUUUUGUCCUGUCUCUUGUUCCCUGGGCAAAAAGCCUGACACCCUCCUGUCAGUUAAUUUCUUCCACCUCCAGAUUGUGUAACUCAAAUUUCUCUUCCAAAGCACACAGUGUUAAAACAUUUUCAGCCUUGUAUCCUGAAAAGUGACCAGACAGGAACUUAGAGAGAUCUAGGGCUGCAUUAAGGUGGAACAAACAAGAGAUUUAUUUGGCUUCUUCAGGCAAAAUGGCACCAAACAGACACCAAAGGCUAAAUUCACUGUGGUUUCUAUUGCCCUCAGCACUGUCACAACUGUGGCAGUGCUGGGGAAGGAGAGUCAAGGAAGAUGGAAAGGAACUUUUCGCUAGGAACUGGAGUGACAGGACAAGGGAGAAUGGUUUCCCACUGCCAGAGGGCAGGGUUAGAUGGGAUAGUGGGAGGAAACUGUUCCCUGCAAGGGUGGUGAGGCCCUGCUACAGGUUGCCCAGAGAACCUAUGACUGCACCUGGAUCCCUGGAAGUGUCCAAGGCCAGGCUUGAUGGGGCUUGGAGCAACCUGGGACAGUAGAAGAUGUCUCUGCCAUGGCAGGGGAUGAAACGUGGUGAGCUAUAAGAUCCUUUCCAGCCAAAAUCAUUCAAUGAUUCUGUGUCUGAGGCCAGCUGGGGAAGAGAAUGGCUGUGUCCCUCCCAGUGCCAGUGAGCACCAAGACCAGGGUUGCAGGAUCAGGGAAACAGAAAUGAUGGGGGUGGAAUCCACCACAGCAAUGUUUAAGUUUGUGCACUUGGAAACUAAACCUAAUGGUUUCUUCUACAGUCUGGAAAAAAUCUCAGUUGUGCUGGUGAAUCAUAGGAAGGAUAUGAGCAGGACCUGGGCACUGCAGCACUGGAGAUAAAGGAAAAUCUGGAAUGCACCAAGAAAGUACAUUUCCUGUCAGGAUGGGAAUGUCUAGUUUGUUAAACACAGCACUAGGAGACUGACCUGGAGCACCCUGUGCCUGUGUGCAGGGUGGGAUCUGGCCAGGAAGGCAGGUGGAGGAGGUGAUUAGUGUGAGGAAAAUCCUAGGGGAGCUUGUUUUGUCAAAAAAACACCAAAGGGCUUCUUGCUUGGGUAAGCAGAGAGAGGCCUGGGAGAAAGCAGUAAAUAUUAGAAGGAUGAUAAAGGAUGAAGAAAACCAGGAGGAAGCAGGCAGGAUAACAAAUGGAUACAAAAUGCUGGACAUGGGGUAAAUCUGCGUGGAAACUUGGAGAGAAAAGCCUGUCUCCUGUCCCUGUGGGAGAACUCCCAUGUGCCAGUAAAGCUUCAGUAUGAAUUAGGGAAAUGGAAAGUUGGUGCUGCCAGCCAAAGCCCAGGCUUAGGGCACUGUGUGGACCAGGAGAAGGGGAGACUAGGAUUUCCAUCUGUGCAGAAGAAGGGAUGUCUUUGGGGCUUGGUGAGGGGAAGUGGGGAUGUGUGAGGAAGAGCAGCUGCAGGAACAGCCCCUCAGGGUCUGAGGGUCGGUAGGAGCUCUGAGAGUCCCCAAGGGGACAGGUCUGCAGAGCUGGGAGCAUUCGCUACAUGCCGCCUCCAUCUCUCCGGUGGAAACCAGUCUGCCUCAACACCACCACCUCCAGCUCUUUCCCGAGGGCUGAGCGCGUCUGACGGCACCGAUCCCACACUGCAGCGGGGUAAAGAGGAAAACUUCUUCUGAAGCGGGUGCUUCCUUGCCGAUUUUAACCAGGAGCUGUCACUGUCACAGCAGCGGCCCCCCGCAUCCCUUCGUAGCCACGCUGCCCACUUUAGUAGACCCCCGGUCGCCAUGGCACAGGCUGGGGCUGCCUCCUCUACCUCCCACUCCCGGCCUGCCGGCCGGUGCAUUUUUCCCUGUUUUCUCACUGGGUUGGCCCAUUGCCUUUAAAAGGCGAAAUGCUUCGGACUAAAUUUGGUCAUGUAGCUCUGCAUGGUUCCCUGGAAUGUCCUCGGGUUUCAGGCUUCUCUGAUAGCACCAUUCCCCGCCUCCCGCCGGGCUCCAUUGGCUUCCCAGCGGCCGAACCGCUACUGGACCCUGUUAUUGGCCAACUCUUGGACCGAGGGGUGUCCCCUCUGGAUUACCGCCGUAUCCCCGGCUGGAGAGCUGUUGAGAUUUAACACUUCAGCAGCUGCUGCCGCUCGGGAAGCAGCCUUGGAGCUUCGGCUUCUUUUUUUUUCUCUUACUUUGGGUACCACACAACCGCCACCGUGUCUCGCCAGCGAGCCAAGAUGUCCAAAGUGGCCAAAUACCGGCGACAAGUUAGUGAAGAUCCAGAUAUAGACAAUUUAUUGUCUACUUUGUCUCCAGAGGAGAUGGAGGAGCUGGAAAAGGAGCUGGAUGUGGUGGAUGCGGAUGGGAGCAUCCCUGUGGAACGCAGUCAGACAAACCAAUCAGAAAACUCCUCACCUGGCCCAAAAAACUGUGACACGGCGCUCAACCACCACGACAAGGACACCAGGAGGCUCCUGCAGCGGGAACACUCGAUAGACGAAAGCAGGUUGAGCAAGAAUAAGGGAGACAAAAAUCAAGAUGAAAAAGGAAAGGAAUCUCCUUCCAAAGACCGGGCCCAGAAACAAGAUGCUAAAGUGGGGAAAGACUCUAAAAAGGAAGAAAGUGUUCAGAAAACAGACCUGAAAGGUAAAGCUGAGACUGAGACAAAGACCAAAGAGAACAAAGCUAUGAACGAUAAAGUCAAGGCCAUGGAGAAAAAGCUGAUGGGUAAGGACAAGAAGGAGGAAGAGAAAGGUUCAGUGUUGAGGGAGGACACAAGGAAGGACAAAAAGGAGGAAGAGAAGAGCUCAGAAUUGAAGAAAGAUGCAGGGAAGGAUAAAAAGGAGGAAGAGAACAGCUCAUAUUUUAAAAAGAAGGGUACAGAAAAGGAUAAAAAGGAAGAAGAGAAGGUCUCAGCAGCAAAGGAGAAGACAGAGAAGGAAAAAAAGCAAGAAAAAGAUUCAGCAUCAAAGGACACAGGGAAGGACAAAAAGGAGGAGAAGAGUUCAGAAUCAAAGAAACAGGCAGAAAAAUACAUAAGAGGGGAAGGUAAGAAAGAAAAUGAUAAAAAAGAAGAGGAAAAGGCUUCAGCUGAGAAAAAAUCCAAGGCAGAUGAAAAGGAUAAAUCCCAGGCAGAAGCAGAAAAGGCAGAAAAGGUGGAGGAGAAACAGGAGGCCAAGACAGGAGCCGGGAGCAGCCCUUCCAAGCCUUCCUCCAGCAGCUCCGCCAAUCAAGCCAAGGACGAUGAAGCCUCCAGCAUCUUUGAUGAGCUCAUUGAGAAGGUGAAGAACAACGAUGCUGAGGUGACUGAGGUCAACGUGAACAACUCUGACUGCAUCAACAAUGAGACCCUGGUGCGCUUCACUGAGGCCCUGGAGUUCAACACUGUGGUCAAGGUGUUCGCUCUGGCUAACACCCGUGCUGACGAUCACGUGGCCUUCGCCAUUGCCAUAAUGCUCAAGUCCAACAAGGUGCUGACAAGCAUCAACUUGGACUCCAACCACAUCACAGGCAAGGGCAUCCUGGCCAUUUUCAGGGCACUAUUGCAGAACAACACACUGACAGAGCUACGUUUCCACAACCAGCGGCACAUCUGUGGGGGAAAGACAGAGAUGGAGAUUGCCAAGCUCCUGAAGGAGAACACCACGCUCCUGAAGCUAGGCUACCACUUCGAGCUGGCUGGGCCACGUAUGACCGUCACCAACCUGCUGAGCAGAAACAUGGACAGGCAGAGGCAGAAACGCCUCCAGGAGCAGAAACUGGCACAGGAACGGGGGGAGAAGAAAGACCUCCUGGAGGUGCCCAAGCCUGGAGUGCUGCCGAAGGGGUCCCCCAAAGCAUCCCCACAGCCAUCCCCUAAGGCUUCCCCCAAAAGUUCUCCCAAGAAAGGGGGGGCACCCACCAUGCCACCCCCACCUCCUCCUCCACUUGCCCCACCACUGAUGAUCAAUGAGAACCUGAAGAACUCGCUCUCGCCAGCCACACAGAGGAAGUUGGGAGACCGGGUGCUGCCAGUCCAGGAGAAGAACUCUCGGGACCAGCUCCUGGCAGCCAUUCGCUCCAGCAACCUCAAACAGCUCAAGAAGGUGGAGUUGCCGAAGCUGCUGCAGUAGGGAGCGGGAGGAUUUUUCCCCUGCAGCCCAUGGCAGACCCCCAGACACUGACUUUUCUCAUGACUGUUUCCAUGACAAACCCUUUGGAACCUGCAGUGACCAGCGGCAAGGAUCAGGGAUCUCUCUGGGACACGGAGAACGGGCCGGGCCCAGCAGGACAUGACGGAGGAUGUUGUAUUUAUUUUUUGAUGGUUGUGAAGCCUUCAAGCUCGCUCUUCUACCAGCACCGUGCCCCGCUGAAGAUGCCAAGAAUAGAGCAGGGGUCUGCAGAGCUGAUCUUACAGAAAUCCCCCAUCAGAGCAUAAGAAAGGGGUUUGGCACCCUCUACCCAGGGUCCAGCCUGGGGUGAGCAGGAGCACCCCCAGCCUUAGGGGGGAGCAGGGGACUCCCAGACCAUCGUCACAUCACCACAAGGUGUCUGGGCGGCCAGCAGAGUUUUGGGAUUCAGGCACAGCAGUGGUUGCAGAGUUGGGGGUUCAGGCUUGGCAUCAGGAGGAAUGGGAGGUUUGGCAAAGGGAGCAGCUGGGGAGAGAGGGGGCAUGAAAGUGGUGGGACAUGGGGAUCCAGGCUUGGGCCAGGAGCUUGGGGCAUCUUGUAUGCACUCACAGCACUGCAGGGAGACCCCCAGAACCCUCAGAGCAUGGAAAUGAAAUCUGCCUCAGAGAGAGCAGGGAAAGCACCGUCUCAAGGGGGGCAGUAGGUUUUGGGGUCAUACCCACCACCCCCCCACCCCCCCCCCCAUCCUUCCUGUUGUGACACCUUGAUUACGAUUUGUAUGACAGUGGCCACUGCAUCAGCAAUAAAGCUCACCCAAUGCUU